CCACCUCCAGCACGGGGCACCGCGGCCGGGGCGGGCGCCGGAGGAGGCGGGAGCAGCGCCGAGACCUGCCCUGAGCGAGGGAACUUCUUAAAGUCCCGCCGCCUCCCGGCGCUCGCAGGAGCGCAGGAUGGUCCGGCCGGGUGGCGGCGUGUGCCGCUACUGCUGGGGGCUCGUCCUGCUGUGGGCGGCAGCCGGCCGCGCAGAAAUCCGCUAUGCAACUGUCUACUGGAAUAAAGCUGAAAAAACACUUCAGGUCAGGAACACACUGGACAGGAGUGGAGAUGCUUAUGGUUUCUACAACAACAGUAUACAGACAACAGGUUGGGGCGUCCUGGAGAUCAGAGCAGGCUAUGGCAGUCAGACCUUAAGCAAUGAAGAUAUCAUGUAUGCUGCUGGCUUCUUGGAAGGCUAUCUCACAGCUCCGCACAUGUAUGACCAUGCUGCAAAUAUGUACCCACAGUUAAUUAAGAAUCCCACCGUCCGAAGUGGAGUUCAGAAUUUUAUGGCGAAGCAAGAUCAAUGGACAAGACAGCAAAUCAGAAAUAAUAAGGAUGACCCAUUUUGGAGGCAUGCUGGCUAUAUUAUUGCACAGUUGGAUGGUCUGUACAUGGGAGCCUUCGAGUGGGCUAAACUACAUAAACAAACACCACUGAGCAACUUUGAUGUCCAGUUUCUGAAUGCUGUUGGAGACCUGUUGGACCUUAUUCCUGCAUUAUUUGAGUAUUCUGCACGGGGUGGACAAUGCAAUGUGGAACCAGGAGGCCAUGGGAGAUACCAGUGGGAUAUGGGACACUGCUCUGCACUGAUCAAGGUUCUACCUGGAUAUGAGAAUAUAUAUUUUGCCCAUUCCAGCUGGUUUACGUAUGCAGCCACACUGAGAAUAUAUAAGCACUGGAACUUCAAUAUAGUUGAUCCAUACACUAGCACCAGCCGUGUCUCAUUCAGCAGUUACCCAGGCUUUUUGGUGUCCCUGGAUGAUUUUUACAUACUAGGCAGCGGCUUGGUAAUGUUGCAGACUACCAACAGUGUGUUCAACCAAACUCUCAUUAAGCAAGUGGUGCCUGAAUCCCUGUUGGCUUGGCAGAGAGUCCGCAUUGCGAACAUGAUGGCAAGUGAUGGCAAAACUUGGGCAGAAACGUUCUCCAGGUGCAACUCUGGGACCUACAACAAUCAGUACAUGGUGCUAGACCUGAAGAAGGUCAAGCUGCAGAGGAGCCUUGAUGAUGGUGCACUGUACAUUGUUGAGCAGAUCCCAACCCUUGUGGAGUAUUCUGAUCAAACAAAUGUUCUCCGGAAAGGUUACUGGCCUUCAUACAAUAUCCCUUUCCAUGAAAAGAUUUACAAUCUCAGUGGGUAUGCGUCAUAUGUUGUCAAGUACGGCAUGGAUUUCUCCUAUGAGCUUGCUCCAAGAGCAAAAAUCUUCCGUCGAGACCAGGGCAAGGUGACUGACUUGGAAAGCAUGAAGUACAUCAUGAGAUACAACAACUACCAGCGUGAUCCUUAUGCUGAACAUAAUCCUUGCAACACCAUUUGCUGCCGGGAAGACUUGAAUCCUUCUUUACCAGUGCCUGCAGGCUGCUAUGACUCCAAGGUGUCAGAUUUCCGCCUGGCAUCAGCGUUCACAGCCUCUGCCAUCAAUGGCCCUCCAGUGCAGGGAGGGCUCCCUGUCUUCACCUGGAGACGGUUUAACCGCACUCGGCACCAGGGCCUGCCAGAAUCAUACAACUUUGAUUUUGUCACCAUGAGGCCGAUCCUGUAAAACCAGCAUCAGUAUCCUCAUAUGGAUUUUUUUUAAUGAAAAUUUUAUUUCUUGUGUGUAAUAAAUUGAUCUGGAUGUCCACA
Messenger RNA from Pipra filicauda (Wire-tailed manakin), 1842 nucleotides. RefSeq names its product phospholipase B domain containing 1 (gene PLBD1). The transcript is spliced from 11 exons. The coding region runs from base 128 to 1759 and encodes 543 amino acids. Gene Ontology annotation, molecular function: glycerophospholipase activity. NCBI's taxonomy places the organism in Eukaryota, Metazoa, Chordata, Aves, Passeriformes, Pipridae. Gene Ontology annotation, biological process: phospholipid catabolic process. Gene Ontology annotation, cellular component: extracellular region. The record is from RefSeq and is a predicted model, not a curated record.